AGGCGAGAGACUGUGUGCAUUCAGCGUGUGUGUGUGUGUGUGUGUGUGUUUGAGGGGGUGUACGAGUGUAGGAAUAAUCGCAGGAGAGACAGGCGGUGUGGAUCCUGUUCUGCGGUAGCUGUUGGGUUCUUGCCUCCCGUGAGGACUGUGCUUUAUACCUGGAGUGAGCAGCGCUCCGACGCAGCAGAGGACAGAAGAGGGUCGAUGGAGUGAAGCUAUUAAACCCAGAGUGCGAACGCGCUGCCGGACCUCUGAAUCCAAAGACAAAGACGCAGAGGUAGAAGGAUAAAGAAGUGGCAUGAAUAAGGAAAGAAACUGACUGUAGGUUUGCCAGAAAAUGAGAGCAGGUUAAGAGACAGGGGCACUAGUGCCAGCAUGCACAUGUCAGAAAUGAAUCCGGUCAAAUGCAUGGUUGUAAAGAGGUGAUCUGCCAUGCAUCAUUGUGGUAAGAUAUCUUCCCUAAUGAAGCGGCAUUAGAGCAUCUAUGCCAUUGAUUGAGGGUCCAGAAAGGAUUAAUUGCAUUGCAGGAAAUUACUGAAGUGCAUCUGAAAGAUAUUGAAUCAGCAGUUAAAAGUGAUUAAACAUUGCUAAGGAUAGUCGGUGGACCUCUGUUGGACUUUAUUGGCUUGCGAACCAAAGACCGCUGCCAUCUCCUCAAGUUCCUGUUUAAAAAAAAUCUAUACUCCUUUUCAUCAAAGAAAAAAAAACUAAUAAUGGGUAUGUUUUAAUGAUUUUGGACUUGUGGUUUCCAACUUGCCGUGUUAUCACUUUUCUUACUUUGUGACUCCAGUCUUGCAAAAGUGGGGAUCAUUUGGCCCCUGGGGGUCCGGGCUGCGACCCCGGCCCCGGCCCCCAAACCAAAAAUGCGUCGCUCAAGUACAGAUGAAACGCCGUACCGCCGGAGUCCCUCUCUGGACAGCAAGUCGGGCUCGCCGCCGCUGCGCUACAGCGGGGAGUACGAGUACCACAGCUCGCCCUUCGUCUUCGGCCUCCGUACCACACCAGGCUCAAAGCAAGCUAAAGCCAGCUACACCACCGCACAGGGCCGGAAAUAUGUGGUGUUUUACCUCGACCUGUCCUUCAUCUUCCUUCUAGAGCUGCGGCGCUGCAGGAUGGCCGAGGGCUGCCUGAGGGCCCUGAGAUAUGGGAUGGUUUUCUUCAAUCUGCUCUUCUGGCUGGGCGGCUGUGGGAUUCUGGGAGUGGGAGUUUGGCUCUCCAUCACGCAGGGAAACUUCGCCACGCUCUCCUCAUCUCUACCGUCGCUCUCUGCUGCCAAUCUGCUCAUCGCUGUCGGAAGCAUCAUCAUGCUGAUUGGCUGCCUGGGCUGUGUGGGCGCGGUCAAAGAGAACCGCCCAUUGCUCCUGAGCUUCUUCAUUCUGCUGCUCCUGAUAUUAUUGUUGGAGAUUCUGUUCAUGGUUCUGUUCUUCGCAUAUCAAGAUCAGAUUGAUCUGUAUGCUCAAAGCGACCUGAAGAAAGGCCUGCAGCUCUUCGGGACUGAAGGAAACAUCGGCCUGACCAACGCCUGGAGCAUCGUCCAAACCGAUGUACGUCACUGCAUUUCUGUCUGUAGUUAUGAUUAUUUCCCAAGAACCAGAGGUGUAGCACUGUAAGAUAUGAUUGAGUGUCUUGAAGGAAGGACAUGUGACGAUGGUGUGU
Messenger RNA from Sinocyclocheilus grahami, 1656 nucleotides. RefSeq names its product tetraspanin-4-like. Gene Ontology annotation, cellular component: plasma membrane. Lineage: Eukaryota; Metazoa; Chordata; Actinopteri; Cypriniformes; Cyprinidae. The record is from RefSeq and is a predicted model, not a curated record. The transcript is spliced from 4 exons. The coding region runs from base 864 to 1610 and encodes 248 amino acids.